UGACGGGCUCAGUGGACUCUCCCAGAGCCCAGUCACUGGGAGUGUUCUCUGGUGGUGCAGUGAAAAUUCCUCCACUUUGCAGGCGUGACUAGGUUCAUUUUCUCCAAGUCUUUCCGGCCAUGUCCCUCUUCGCUCCUUCCCUCAAAGCCAUUGCCUCCCAUCAGGAUCAGCUCUCCUUCUUCUAACAAUAAUAAAAUGUACAGCAUGGAGAAAGAGAACAAGGACAUUGGCACUGGCUAUGAUAAUGACAGUAGAAAACACCAGGAGCAGAGUUCAGAAGAAAAAUGUUAUAAGGCUUCCUUGCUGUAUUCCAGUGGAGGGGAUAUGAAGAAGGGGUCAUUGGGACCACCUCUGAUCCCCCCCAUAGGCAAAGCAGUAAGUCCCUCUCUUGGCAGUGCUGUGAGCUCUCUGCAAAUCUCUCCGCAGCUGGAAUCCCAGGAGUCCCAGGAGAUGAGGCCAAGAUCCAGCAGCAGAAGCAAGGAGGAGAACUCUGAACAUGCAGGUCUCCCACUGAGCCAGGCCAAGGAGAUGGAUCAUCACACCGAUCCUGGUCUUACGCGUGACACAGACCUGAGGGAAGGUUUUGGAAAGAUCCGUGCUGCAUUGUGCAUGUUGGCUCAAAAGAACUUAGAGCGGAAGGAUGCAGAGCUUUUGGAGAGAGACAUGAAGAAAAGGAGGCAAAGGAAAACAUCCUUGCAGCCCAUUCUGGAGACAGUUGAGCCCAGGGAUGAAGCUGAAGCAAGCUUUAGCCUCCCACCUGUUGAUGGCACAGCUUCUAGAGUGCAGAGAAAACAGCCUGGUAGUGCCUUGAAGAAGAAGGUCUUGAAGAAGCAGGACAAUGUGUCCUUACUGCCCAAUAGGCCCAUCAUCCAUGGGGAUGGCAGCUUCCCACACAGCUCCUCAGUGACCUCGCAGACGGCCACUGGUGCCCAGCGCCGAGAGGAGCCGCUCCGUGGGCAUGGGCAGAAGGACAGAGCCUCUCCAGACCCACAGCACUCCUUGCUGGAGGCACUCUCCUUGCUCGGCAGCGAUGACUGGUAA
Messenger RNA from Passer domesticus (house sparrow), 1041 nucleotides. RefSeq lists its product as uncharacterized. The record is from RefSeq and is a predicted model, not a curated record. Bases 196 to 1041 code for a protein of 281 amino acids. Lineage: Eukaryota; Metazoa; Chordata; Aves; Passeriformes; Passeridae. The transcript is spliced from 7 exons.